Molecule: messenger RNA, 2599 nt
Organism: Zootoca vivipara (common lizard)
Lineage: Eukaryota; Metazoa; Chordata; Lepidosauria; Squamata; Lacertidae
Source: RefSeq, a predicted model, not a curated record
AAGGAAGGAGGUGAAGAACCUCCAAAAUUUUCAGCAGCCUUGCUGAACUGCAAUUCCCAUAAUCCUAACUUUAGGUGGAAGCCUUUUUAAAGCGGCAUAAACCCUAAAGCGGCAAGCCUGUUUCGUUGCGGUGUUGUCUGGCUGGCAGCGGUGACAAAUGGAAGUUAAAGCCAGGUGAAUGUAAAGAGAUGGUUUGGGGCAGGUCGGUGAGCAGAGGCUGCCUUAGCGGGAUUUCAGAGCUGAAUCCUUUGCUGCAAAGAAGUGAGUCAGAGAAAUAAUUAGCAUUGCACAGUCAGCAUUGAAAAAGAGGCAGGCUUCUUUACGGUGCCAAAGUACAAGAGGGGGGGGACAUUCCUUAUUUGUUAAACAUUUAAAGGCGCUGUAAUAAAUUCUUUCUCUGUCAAACAUUUAAGAACACGCAGACCAGCGUCCCUUGGAGCUUGCAGAAGGUACAAGCUGUGCUCCGUGGGACCAUGGCCACUCGUCUGUUUGAGGAUAGGGCUCACGCUGCUUUUUAUCAGAAAUACAGGUUUUCCCCACAGAAGAACCUACAGGGUGUGAUCUUCUCGUACCUGGAAGAAAAGAGAGUGAGCCCCGGGCAGCUGGCAGUGGACGUGGGUUGUGGCUCAGGCCAAAGCACUCGGAUGCUGGCAAAACAUUUUGAGAAGGUGGUCGGGACAGACAUCAGUGAAGCUCAGAUCGAGGAGGCCAGGAGAGCUCCACACCCGCCCAAUGUAUCUUAUCUGGUGUGCCCUGCCGAAGAGCUCCCUUUCGAAGACGGCUCUGUGGACCUGGUCACGGCGUUUGCGGCUGCCCACUGGUUUGACGGGCCUCGAUUUCUGAGGGAAGUGGACCGAGUUCUCAAGCCGUCAGGCUGUGUGGUCUUCAGCUCCUACAACUUGGACAUGCGGUUGUGUUACAAAGAUUGUUCAGAUGAGCUAACGGAGAUCUUCAGAGAGAUCCAAGCCCAGCUUUUCAGCUUUAGAAAUGAAAAGAUCGAAUUAGUUGAGAAUAAUUACCAAGAAAUCUUUGAUUCUUUGCCAUUUCAGGAGAAGAAGAGGAUGACGGAUAUUUUCGAUAAGAUUCCCCUGAGCGUUGCUGACGUAAUAGGAUUCAUCCAGUCACUCUCACCGUACCGACUUCAUCUGGAUACCCAGCCUGAAGAGGCGAAAUCACUUCUCCAAAACUCAGAGCGAAGGUGACAAAAUCUGUUCGCUGGAGUUUCUGGAGACGAUGGGUGUUUCUUCUCGGGAUACCCAGCUGGAGUUGCGCACGAAGCACGUUUGCAUCUUGGGCUGCAAGAGCUCCUGAGAAGAAUGUCAAUCUAAAUGCACAGGGCAGGGCACAUGCGUAGGAAAGCCAGAUUUGGACCCCAGCUCUAUCAGUCGCAGCAGGUGUGAUUCCAGCCAUCCAUUGAUUUCAAGGAGAGUGGGGAACUAGAUGCUAUCAAAGGGCCAGGAGCUUUCUGAAGCCAUUACUUCCUUGCAGCAGUGGCUAGUCUGUCUCCCUGGACCUUGUUCCAAAAGCUCUCUGCAAACGAUCCGUUUAGCCCACUGAUAAGAGCUGGCAAGCUGUUGGGUGGGGAGGAAGAGAAAAGGGCAUCAGGGAAACUCCCCCUGCCACCCACAUGUUGAAACAGAAAACAAGAGAGCUGGAACAGCGUUAGAACUCAGUCCUGGGUUCAACUCCCCAUUCAUCUAUUGAAGGUCACUGGGUGGCUACCUGUGAAACUGGAGGUCGGUGUCAUCUUUUACCUGCUCCUCUCAUGUGGAAUCCUGUGCACUGAAGUUUAUCAUGUUAAGAAUCUUUUCAUUUGGUAUCAUAAUAAAACAGAACUGAGUUGAAUAAUGAAUUCAUUAUUUUUAUUUGUUGUUUGUUUAUGGCUGAUAUAACUCUCAUAAAAUGAAAUCAGCUUAAAACCAUGACCUUAAGUCAAUUUUUUUUUAAAAAAAAUCCACAAUGAAUCUUGAAUUUCUGCUGCUGCUUUUAUUUGUCUAUUGGGCUCCAUUCUGUCCAUGGGAUGGGAAAGGUCGAAAGAGUUAAUUAAGGAAAGAAUCUCGGAUAUUGAUCGACAAAACAACUUAACCCGACUUUCCUUAAUACAUAGACAAUUGUAUGAGCAUCAAUCAAAUUAUCUAGCUAAUUAUUUAAAAACGUUAGAAAACCCGAGAUAUCGGUGGGCCUUCACUAGGGCUCGUUUCAAUGCUCUACCCUCGGCGUUGUUAACUGGUAGAUAUCCCCAGAUUCCAGUAGAACAGAGACUAUGUCCUUGUGAUAACAAGGAGAUUGAAUCUUUAAGUCAUGUCCUCCUCUAUUGCACAUUGUAUCGAGACAUGAGGAAGGAGAUAAUUGAUCCCUUGUUUAAAAACUUACCAGGCCGCUCAACAGAAAUGCUUACUAGAUACCUACUAGCGGAUUUUAAUCCAGACUGCACUAAGAAUGUAGCUAAAUUCUGUUACUACGCGUCAAGACUAAGACACGCCGUGACAUCAACCAAUAACAAUGAUAUAGCCGCCUUUUAAUUCGCAGCAAAUAAUAGUUAAAGGGAACAAUCCCUCAUUAAAUUUUCACCCAAUUUUAACUUAAAAAAGGAUUAUGA